Messenger RNA from Dracunculus medinensis (Guinea worm), 225 nucleotides. Lineage: Eukaryota; Metazoa; Nematoda; Chromadorea; Rhabditida; Dracunculidae. The record is from the annotation of a GenBank genome assembly.
AUGUCAACAAAGGUCAACGAGGAACUUAAGAAUAAUAUCAAUAAUUUGAAAGCCUCGUCUUUGGAUGGCAACUUUGAACCUCCAAAAAUCUCAACUGAACAAAUAUUGCAAACUAUUGAUGAAUAUUUUGAAAAAAAAGAAAAAGAACCAUGUCUAUUUGGCAUAAAUGUUCCGGAGAAAUUUGUUGAUGAUGAGACUGCUACUGCCGAUAGGGAAGUAUCUUAA